CAUACGUCACUUCCGGGGUCCUAACAGCGAGUAUCCUGAACGAGGCGCUAAAAUCUUGAAGCUUGUGAAGUUAGCUUUACAGCUAAUGCUGCUUAAAAUAUCAUUUAUUUAAAAAUUAUCCGGAUUUAUUGGGAUUUUAUUUUAUUUUUUUCUGUAAAUGGAGGAAUUAGAUGUGGAGCCGACAACAACGCUAAUCCCAGGCGCGGGUCUUAAACAGAAACAUCUGGGCUUUGAGUGGGGACCAGGAGACCUGCUGAUGUACGAGACCAACUUCAAAUUACAAGGUCCCAGCACUGGAGGCUCUGAUCGUCCUUCCAUCUUCUGGUUGCGCAGAGACGAGGACAUCUAUUCACCCAUCCUGCGUAAGCUCUUCAACGAGUCUCAUCACAUCUUCGUCGGGCUGCAGAACAUUAAAGAUGACGUUCCGAGCAAAAACAAGAAAGCACAGUUUGUGAGCAUCAGUAAGAACUACAGGUCUGUAAUACGAGCCUGUAUGGAAGAACUGCAGCAGGUCGCAGUAUCGACUACAGACACACAGUACAGUAACCAGGUGUCCAUUCUCUUAGCGAUCGAGCUGAUCUGGAAUCUGUGUGAAGUGCUUUUCAUCGACGCAGCCCCGGCCGGCUCUCUGCUGCUGCACCUGCUGGACUGGGUGCGUUUACACAAAGCUGACGUGGAUGAAAAGGCGCGCGAGGUCCUGCAGAGCGAAAGCCCCGCACGUCAUCACGCUUACUGGGACGUGGUGAUUAGUUUUGUCCUGCAGGGACGCAUGGACGAGGCUCGACAGGUUCUGCAGAAACAGGCGUCUCUCCAGCCGGCAUCCAGAGCCACGUAUCAGCUCAUGGACAGCCUGCUGCACAAAAUGCCAGUGUUUAACCCCGGCAGCACUCAGACCCUCACAGAGUUUGAUAUGAAGUGGAGGCACUGGCACGAAGAGUGCGACCGAUGUCUCCAGGACAACUCCUUCGCCAGCAACCGUCAGCUGGAGACCAUCUGCAAGGUUCUGGUUGGUGAUGAGGACGCUCUGUUGGAACAGAAAGAGCUGCUGGGAACCUGGUACCAUUUACUGAUCAGCCGCCUUCUGUUCUCUCAUCCUACUGUUAAACCCGCUGAGCUGCACUACUACGCUCAGUCGAGUAUGGACAUGUUCCUUGAGUCUCACAGUGUUCCAGAACCUCUGGACAGCAUCUUACUGGCUGCAUUUGAGUUCGACCUUCACCAAGUUAUUAAAGACUGCAGCAUUGCCCUGAAUAACUGGUGGUUUGUGGCUCAUCUGACUGACCUGCUGGAUCACUGCAAACUCCUGCAGUCACACAACCUUCAUUUUGGCUCUAACCUGCGGGAGUUCCUGGUGCUGGAGUACGCCUCUGGACUCUUCUCACAUCACAGUCUGUGGCAGCUGGCGGUGGAUUAUUUCGAUCACUGCCCCGAGUUCGGUCGUGUGUACCUGGAGCUGCAGAUCGAGAGAGUGCCGCUGGAGACGGAGCGCAAAGCGCUAAAAGUGCUCAGGAUCUGCGAACAGAGACAAAUGAACGAGCAAGUACGCAGUAUCUGUAAGAUCAUGGCUAAAAGGGCUCUCAGUAACAACAGACUGGGUUCUGCUCUGUCCUGGAGUAUCAGAGCUAAAGACGCAGCAUUCGCCACACUCAUAUCCGAGAGGUUUCUGCAGGAUUACUGCACACGUGGCUCGUUCUCUGAUUUGGAUCUGAUCGAUAACCUCGGACCUGCCAUGCUCCUCAGCGACAGACUCACAUUCCUCGGAAAGUACCGUGAGUUCCAUCGUCUGUAUGAAGAUAAGAAGUUCACCGAAGCGGCAAAGCUCCUGCUUUCCCUCAUGACAGCGAAGAUCGCUCCUCGUAGUUUCUGGAUGACUCUGCUCAUUGACGCCCUGCCCUUACUGGAGCAAAAAGAGGUGAUCUUUUCAGUGGAUCAGACCCAUGAACUUAUGUUUUGUCUGGAAGAGUUGACCUCAAACAACAACGAGCUCAAAUCUGAGCAUCGAGCACAGGAUGACGAUGAUGAUGUCGAGUCCACAAAACUGGAGCUUCUGCGAUUAGCUUUGGCGCGUAACCUGGCGAUGGCCAUCGUGAAGGAGGGAACAGUCGAGGCCUAAACACACACACACACACUCUCUCUCUGCGAAUACAUUAUUUCACAGAACCCCUUACUUUCUCACUCUACUGUAUAUAAAACUGAUGAAUGAAAUGUUUUGACAUUUAAUAAAAAAAUGCUUUGUUA
Messenger RNA from Silurus meridionalis, 2238 nucleotides. It is a transcript of the gene nup85, whose product is annotated as nucleoporin 85. Bases 158 to 2113 code for a protein of 651 amino acids. Gene Ontology annotation, biological process: protein import into nucleus; mRNA export from nucleus; positive regulation of DNA-templated transcription. The transcript has 19 exons. NCBI's taxonomy places the organism in Eukaryota, Metazoa, Chordata, Actinopteri, Siluriformes, Siluridae. Gene Ontology annotation, molecular function: structural constituent of nuclear pore. Gene Ontology annotation, cellular component: nuclear pore outer ring. The record is from RefSeq and is a predicted model, not a curated record.